UCCACACAUUAAAGAUCAAACUGUUACCGAAACUUUUAGAAUAAAAGAAGGACAAGAUAUUUUUCUGAAAUGUGAAGCUUAUGGAAAUCCUACUCCUAAAAUAUUAUGGAUGAAAAACAAUGCACCAGUAUCAUUAACAAAUAGUGUUAAUAAUAGCAUUUUUGCAAUAACAAAUGCUACAAAAAGAGAUGGUGGAAGAUAUAUCUGCACUGCUACGAAUAAAGCAGGAAGCUAUGAAAAAGAUUUUAACAUCAUAAUUUUAUCUCCUCCAAAACUUGAAAACAGUUAUAAAAUGCCCAACAAAUAUUCUAAGAAAGCUCGGAAAGAAGUAUUGAAAAAUAUGCCAGUUGAACUCAUUUGUCCAUUUUCUGGAGACCCUUUGCCUCAAUAUGUAUGGAUGAAAGAUGGGGAUAUUUUAGAUCCAAAUACUAAUUCUUUUGUUGUUAUGUCUAAUGGAGGAAAACACCUGAAAAUUAAGCAUGCUAAAGCUGAAGAUGCUGGAAAAUAUAUCUGCAUUGCAAAAAAUGAAGUUGGAGAGGCCAGGCAUGACUAUGCUGUUGAUGUAUUAGUUCCUCCAUCGAUAACAUCUGAAUAUGCAUCCAGCUUAUCUCUCAGAGAAAGAGAAAGUCUCACUUUAAAUUGCAAUACAACUGGAAAUCCUUCUCCUUUUGUUAUAUGGCUAAAAGAUGGUAUUGAAGUGGAAGCUAACGAUGAUGACUUGAAAUUUUCUUUCAGCAAUAUGAAUCUUGAAAUUACAGACAUUAAGUCUUAUCACUCUGGAAAAUAUAUUUGCAUUGCUACAAAUCUUGCUGGAUCUACUGAAAAGGAAUUUAAUGUGGAUGUUCUCACUCCUCCUCGUUUAAAUUUGGAGCAAGAGGAAGCUGUGGGUCGACCAACCGCUUAUGUUAACAAACCUGUUUCACUCGAGUGCCCAAUUUCUGGUAACCCAUUUCCUCAAAUAAGUUGGAUGAAAAAUGGAAAAUAUAUAAAACUGGAAGAAGAACAGAAUAUAUAUGUGCAUGAUGAUGGACGCAAAAUAUCAAUUUUAAGAGCUAAGGAAGAUGAUACUGGUCUAUAUAAAUGUGUAGCUGAUAAUGCUGUUGGAAGCAGUGCCUAUGUUUUUGAUCUCGAAAUUUUAGUACCACCAACAAUAGACAGACGUAAACUACAAAAAGUUUACUUUGUGAAGGAAGGAGGAUCUGUUACAAUUAAAUGUCCCAUUAGUGGCCAUCCAAAGCCAAUAAUCACAUGGCUAAAAGAUUCUGAUAUAAUUCCUCUUCAUUCUUCUCCCCAUAUUCAUUUUUCUGAUGGUUUCCAGAAUUUACGGCUUAAAUAUGCUUCUUUACGAGAUGCUGGACGAUAUAUUUGCAUUGCAGGAAAUGAAAUAGGAACUGCUGAACAGGAUUUUAAAGUUGAUGUUCAAGUUCCCCCUAGACUGGAAAACUUGGUGGAGAAGGACAAAAACAAGUCAUCAGUAUUAAAUAAACCUGUUACAAUCAGUUGCCCUGUAUCUGGAAUACCACCACCUGUGGUUCAAUGGUAUAAGAAUAAUAGUAUUUUAAAUACUGCUACAGAUCCUAAUAUCCGGUUAUCUUCAGAUUCUCGUCAUUUGAAAAUAAUUCGUACUCGUAUAUCUGAUGCUGGUAUUUACAAAUGUAAAGCAGCCAAUGAUGUAGGAAAAAUCGAAGAGGAAUUUUCUCUAGAUGUACAAAUACCACCAAAAAUAAUGGAAACAAAUAAUGUUAUUGAUUAUUAUUCUGAGGAUGAAGAUGAAGGAAAAGGGGAUCUGAAAGCAUCUGAAAAUAGCACAGUUGAAUUAGAUUGUUAUGUUGAUGGAAAUCCUAAACCGGCCAUAAUCUGGAUAAAAGAUGGAUAUCUCGUAAAUGAUACUAGUCAUUACAAAGUUUCGUCAAAUGGACAGCUUUUGCAAGUGAAUCAUAUCACCACAUCAGAUGCUGGACAUUAUACUUGUAUUGCCUCAAAUAUUGCAGGAACAAAAGAGAAAAAUUUUAUACUUGAUGUGCUUGUUCCACCUAAAAUUAAAGGACCAAAUUAUGAGUCUCGCUCACUCCUGCCAAAUCGUCCAGCUGUGAUUGAAUGUGCUGUCGAUGCUAACCCUCCACCUUCAGUUACAUGGUUAAAAAAUGGCAAUAUCAUAAAUGUUUCACAGUAUGAUUUAGUUAAAAUUAUGGAAGAUGGGAAGAUGCUGCAGUUUUUGAAGACUAAUUCUAAUCACGAUGGCAUUUAUACUUGCAUUGCAGAAAACAGUAUUGGCAAAGCUGAAAAGAACUUCAAGGUAGAUGUCUUUGUUUCUCCUGUUAUUCAAGAUGCUCAUUUUGAAUCUGAAAUAAUGGAAAAUGAGAAAGUGUCAAUGGACUGUGUAAGCUAUGGAAAUCCAAAGCCAAAUAUUAUAUGGCUAAGAGAUGGACAGAUAAUAGCUGAAGAUCUGUUGAGAAAUUUGAGUAUUGAUAAGCUAGAGAACGGUUUCCACCUGAAGAUAGCUGAAGUUAAAAUGUAUCAUACUGGAAAUUACAAGUGCAUUGCAACAAAUAUUGUUGGAUCUGCAGAAAAAUCAUUUGAUAUCUAUGUUAAAGUCUUUCCAAGGAUCACCAAUACGUCAGAACCAAAUAUGACUGUGUUUAUUCAUCAACCAGUGACUAUGUAUUGCAUAGCUGAAGCUGAACCAGAAGCUUCUGUAGCAUGGAUUAAAGAUGGUCACAUAAUUAGAGAAGACAUAGAUCCUUUUAUCAACAUUUUGGAUGAUGGCCAGAAACUUCAAAUUCUGCGGGCUCGUGAAUCUGACGAUGGGCAGUAUUCGUGUGAAAUUUCAAAUGCAGAAGGAAAUGAUAGUCGUUCCUUUGUACUUAAUGUCCUAGUGCCUCCCAGAGUUAAAAAUAUCAUUCAGGAAGAUUCCAGAACUCAUGUCGUAGAAGGAAAUAGUACUGAUAUACAGUGUUAUGUACAUGGAAAUCCUCUGCCUAUUGUUUCAUGGAUGAAAGAUGGAAAGGUAUUAAUUUCUGGUAAAGCUGAAAGAUUGCAGUUUCUAGAAAACAAUCAACUGUUACAUAUAGCAAAUGUGCAAACUGAAGAUGGAGGACGUUAUACAUGCAUAGCAUCUAGCCCAUUAGGAACUGAAGAGAGACAUUUUGACUUGUUUGUCCAAGUUCCUCCUAAAAUUUAUGAUGAUUUGAAUACUGACUAUAUUGCCCAUUUAAACAAGCCACUGAUAAUUCAUUGUGAGGCAGAGGGUAAUCCAAAACCGGUUAUAACAUGGAUGAAGAAUGGUGUUUUCCUGGAGCCAUUUGCAGAUCCAAAUCUUCAUUUCCUUAAAGAAGACUCUGCCCUUUUAAUUCGCUUAGCAAGAAUAGAAGACUCAGGAAAAUACACUUGUGUUGCAUCGAGUUCAGCUGGGCAAGAUGAAAGGAAUUUUGACAUUCGUGUGUAUACUCCAGUAUCUAUUGAUAAGGAAAAUCUAAAGCAUGAUUUGCUGACUGUGGUUAACCAAACAAUUAUAUUACAAUGCCCUGCAUUUGGAAUACCAUCUCCUGCUAUAUCAUGGUUAAAGGAUGGUGAAGUUCUACAUUCAAGUGUAGAUUCAAAGCACCAAAUUUUAGAAGGUGGAAAAGUUCUCAAAGUAAAUUUUGCAAAACAAAGUGAUGAAGGAAAAUAUUCUUGCAUUGCAUUUAAUGACGCUGGCACCGAUACUGCAGAGUUUAUUGUUGAUGUAAUGAUUCCACCACAGAUGAGCCCAUUGAUGAGCCAACAAGAACUGAAAGCUCAUGAAGGAGAAAGUAUAAUUUUAACAUGCCCCCUUAUUGAUUCCAAUUAUACACAUACAAUCACAUGGGAAAAGAAUGGAAGAAAAUUUAACACUGGUAGUACUCAUCCACAUAUAGAAUUUUCUCCUGAUAACAAAAAAAUUAGAAUUAUGAAAUCUCAAGCACAAGAUACUGGUAUUUACACUUGUGUAGUUAGUAAUUCUGCUGGUACCACGGAAUAUGAAAUGAAUGUUUUAGUCCUUGUUCCAGCUAGAAUUGACUAUCCAGCAGAUAAAAGGACAUCUACUUAUGUUAAAGAACAUCAUUCAAUUACUUUAGAAUGUGUGGCUCUAGGUCAUCCACAGCCUACUCUGGCGUGGUUCAAAAACGGUUUGCCCCUUCUGGAACAUUAUAAUGCAACUUUUCUAAGCAGUGGGAAGCUGAAGAUUUUUGAUGCCUCAACAUAUGAUACAAGUGUUUAUUCCUGUCUUGCACAAAAUGAAGCUGGGAUGGAUGAAAGAUCAUAUAAUUUAACUGUAUAUAUUCCUCCACUUAUUAAUGUGUCUUCUCAUGGCCUUCAUAAAGUGACUUUGCAGAAUACAGAGAUCACUCUUGGUUGCCCAGCAACAGGUAUUCCACCCCCUCGAGUAAUAUGGUAUAAGGGAUCUCAGAUGCUGCUACCAGGUCCUAGAAUUUCCUUUUCAAAAGAUGGAGAACACUUGAAACUAUCUCAUGUGACAACAGCAGAUGCUGGAAAAUAUGUAUGCUUAGCAGUUAAUGAAGCUGGAGACACAGAAGCAGAACAUUUUGUUAAAGUGCAUGUUCCUCCAGUUAUUGAAGAGGCAUCUAUUUAUGGAUUACCCGAUCCUGUCGUUAAUCAGUCUGUAAGGAUAUAUUGUGAUGUUCAAGGCCUUCCUUUUCCUAAAAUAUCUUGGUACAAGAAUGGUGCAUUAAUUGAUCAAAAUCACAAAAGAUUUAGUUCAUCUGGAGGUGGACGAUAUUUAGAUAUUUUGAACAUUCAAAUUUCUGACUCGGGCACUUAUACAUGUCAAGCUGAAAAUAUUGCUGGGCAAGCCAAAAAAGAUAUCAAACUUUUUGUAUCAGUGCCCCCCGAUAUUGAUGAGAAAGGUAAAUCGAAAGAAUAUCAGGUUAUUCUUGGAAAACCUUUGCGUAUUGAUUGUGAAGCAUCUGGUACUCCUCCUCCAUCCAUUACUUGGCUAAAGAAUGGAUUGCCAUUAAGUGAAAAGGAUCAUGUUCAAUUCGUGAACAAUAAUUAUGCACUGCUUUUUACAUACACUUUACCUGAUGAAGCUGGUGUCUACACCUGUAUCGCUACCAAUAAUGCAGGAUCUGUUGAACAAAAAUUCAAUUUGACUGUGCUAGUGCCUCCUGUCUUAAAUAAUUUCAAAAAUGGAGAUAAUCUGUCUAUAGUUGCUGGCUCUUCAAACAAGCUGCAUUGCUCAGCUCAGGGGAUACCUAUGCCAGAUAUUGUUUGGUCCAAAGAUAAUAAUAUCAUAUCUAAUUCAGAAGCUAUUCAUAUAAAGGAUGGCAUACUAGAAAUCUUAGAAGCAGAUAUAAGUCAUAAUGGAACUUAUUUAUGUGAAGCUAGCAAUGUAGCUGGAAAGGUGACUAAAUCAUUUGAUCUGAUUGUAAACAUGCCUCCCAAAAUUGAAAGAAGUGAUGAAACGACAUUCGUUACAUCAUCUGUUAAAGAAUCUGUUGACAUAGAGUGUGUUGUACAUGGAAUACCUCCACCAACUGUGCUCUGGUUCAAAAAUAAAAUGCCUAUUUUGUCUAGUUUUUUAUCUGCUUAUAAUAUUAGCAAUCAAGGUGUUAAACUUACAAUCAGAAAUGCUGAUCUGAAAGACUCUGGAAAUUAUAUGUGUGUAGCAACGAAUUCUGCUGGUAAUGAUACAAAGGAUUUUGUUCUGAAUAUUUUAGAGCCACCAACCAUAAAAGACACAGCACCUUUAAUAAAGACUCAAGUAGGAAAUAAAAUUGCUCUAGAAUGCUCUGUUGUUGGAGUUCCUCCUCCUGAAAUUUCAUGGCUAAAAGAAAAUUCUGUAUUACUUUUCGAUGAUUCAGAACCUUCAAUAUUUGGGAAGACUGAAUUGUAUUUUGAUAAUGUGAAACUUCAACAUGCAGGAAAUUAUUCUUGUAUUGCAGUUAAUGAAGCAGGAGCAGAUAGAAAAGAUUUUGUCUUGCAAGUUUCUGCCCCUCCUGUUAUAGAAGACAAUGAAACCCAUCAGAAAAUUUUAGCAGGAGAUUCUGUUUCUCUGCAGUGCUUGGCAUCAGGCUAUCCUAUUCCACUGAUAAUGUGGCACAAAGAUUCUAUUCUAAUUCAUAAUAAUAAAGAUCAUCAAAUUUUACCAGAUGGUACCCUUCACAUUCCAAAAACAAAUCUCUCUCAUACUGGAACAUACAAAUGCUUAGCAGAAAAUGAAGCAGGUUCACAAGAUGCAAUUCGCAGAUUAACUGUCUUAAGUCCUCCGAAAAUUGCCGAACUUUCUGCUGAUAAGUACAAAACAACCCAAGCUCAUCCUGUCAUUCUUCAGUGUUCUGCAAAUGGUGAACCUCAGCCAUCUAUUUCCUGGGAACAUAAUGGUGUAUCACUCGAUCUUUACAACCCUCGUUUCAAAGUAUUUCCAUCAGGAGAUUUACACAUAUCUCUUACCCAAUCUUCAGAUAUGGGUACAUAUACUUGUAUUGCAAAAAAUGAAGCUGGUUCAGCUACAAAAAACAUAGAUUUAAUAGUAUUAGUUCCACCUGUUGUCACAAUUAAUGGAGCAAACACUAUUGUAGCAAUUAAAGGUAGAAGUGUUACUAUUACUUGCUCAGCAGUAGGUUUUCCUCCACCACAUAUUAGUUGGCAAAAGAGUGGAGGGUCUGUUUUAGAUUCUACUAUUUCUGAUUUAUCUAGGGAACUUGCUCUUCAUAAUAUCCAGCCGGAAGAUGGUGGGAAUUAUGUUUGUAUUGCAUCAAAUUCUGCUGGCAGGGAUCACCAAAGUGUAAGUUUAGAUGUCCAUGUUCCUCCAGUAAUAACAACAUUACCUAAAAGCCAAGAUAUUUCAGUUGGAGAUAUUUUAUCCCUUCAUUGUGAAGCUAGUGGUCAUCCUAUUCCUUCAAUAACGUGGUUAUUGAAUAACACACAAGUAACAGGUUCUGUGCAUUCAAUUUUUGGGCGAAGUAAGCUUCACAUUCAAAAUGUUAGUAAAGAGGAUGAAGGCACGUACAUAUGUCUUGCUCAGAAUGCUGCAGGGGAAAGAAAGGCUGCUGCUGCUGUUCGGGUUAGAGCACCUCCUAUUAUUUUGGACUCUUCUGGUGUUAAAAGUGUACAGGUGAAAGAGGCUGUUAUCUUAGACUGCCUUGUCAAAGGUGAUCCAUCACCAAAUAUAAUAUGGAUAAAAAAUGGCCAAAGAUUAGAACUAAAUCAUCGGAUACAAGUGAUGAUGAAUGGAUCCCUUUUCAUCUAUAAUUCCUCAGAUCAAGACUCGGGGCAUUACAAAUGCAUAGCUAGUAAUGAUUUUGGGUCUGCUGAAAGAACUGCUGAACUUAUUGUCAAAAGCAGACCUACAUUUAUUAUUGAGCCCCACAAUACAAAAACUGAAGUUGGCAAUACUGUACAUUUUGAUUGUCGAUUAGAUGGAGAACCGAAGCCUACAGUAGCGUGGAUGAAAGACUCUGUUCUGUUGCAAAAAGAUGCACGUGUCCUUACAUUUCCAAAUAAUAGCCUUCAAUUAAUUGCUGUUCAGCAGUCAGAUGAAGGAGUGUAUACUUGCUUUGGAAACAAUUCUUUGGGAUCAGCAGCUGCAGAAGCCCAACUUAUUGUGCAAGUUCAUGGAAAAUGGUCAAACUGGCAAGAAUGGGGACAGUGUUCAGCUUCUUGUGGAGAUGGUGAGCAAUCAAGACAAAGAUUUUGCAAUGAUCCAGCUCCAAAAAAUGGAGGAAAAACUUGCAUUGGACUUUCAAAUGAAGUCAAGAAAUGUAAUGAAAGACCAUGUCCAGUGAAUGGUGAAUGGGGAAAUUGGCUGGAAUGGCAAAAAUGUAGUGCUUCAUGUGGUGUUGGGCAGCGUAAGCGACAGAGGAAAUGUGAUAAUCCUAGCCCACAGUAUGGAGGUGAAAACUGUACAGGUCUGGAUACAGAAACAGACAUCUGUAUUCUUAUGAAAUGUCCAGUGGAUGGACGCUGGAGUAUGUGGUCGGAUUGGCAACCUUGUAGUGUUUCAUGUGGGAAAGGUAUUCAGAUUAGAAUUCGUGAGUGCAAGAAUCCUGAACCACUACAUGGAGGACAGCCAUGUCUAGGUGAAGGUGAAGAAUCUCAAGAAUGUGUUCUAGAUGAGUGUGCAGUUCAUGGUGAAUGGGGUGCUUGGAAUGAAUGGUCAUUAUGUUCAUCAUCAUGUGGAGGUGGUACUCGUGAAAGGAUAAGAUUAUGCGAUUCUCCUGCUCCAGCAUUUGGAGGCCAUUAUUGUACAGGUUCCCAUAUUCAGACUGACUAUUGCAAUAAUGCUCAGUGUCCAAUUAAUGGAGGAUGGGGUCAGUGGUCUUCAUGGGGAGAAUGUUCAUCUUCAUGCAAUAAGGGACAGAAAAAGCGUUUUCGAUCAUGUGAUAAUCCAACUCCUGCAGGUGGUGGUCGUGAUUGCUUAGGCCCAUCUCAAGAAAUUGAAGUGUGUAAUGCCUUUUUGUGUCCCGUUGAUGGGAAAUGGAGCGAAUGGAGUUUUUGGUCUGUGUGUUCUGUUACAUGUGGCAUUGGUGUGCGUUCAAGGGUAAGACAUUGUGAUAGUCCAGAUCCUUCAUAUGGAGGUAAAGAUUGCCUUGGAGAUAAUGAAGAGUUUGAAGAAUGUGGAGAUGAAGCUUGUGAUGUUGCUCCUGUUCAAGCCAAAGGUCAUCUGAUUGGUGUUAUAAAUGGAAUUGAUUUUGGUUUGUCAAAAUUAUCUGCAAAUAUUACCCAGUCAGGCAUGGAAUUCUUAGUAUCUGCUGAUAUACAAAACAUAACAGAAGAAAUUGCUGUCUGGAUGAAACUCUUAGUACCACUAUUGAACCCAAUAUAUUGGACAACAGCUUAUGAAAUUGGUGAUGCAGUUAAUGGGUACACUCUAACAAAGGGAUUAUUCCGCAGGGAAACACAAGUGAAUUUUGUUACAGGAGAAAUAUUGUUCAUGACCCAUGUUGCACGAGGACUUGAUAAACGAGGAAAUCUCUUGGUUGAUAUUGUUAUAAGUGGAGAAAUUCCUGAUAUACCUACAGCUUCAACAGUUGUACUCCACCCUUAUUUUGAGGACUAUAUACAGACUGGACCAGGUUCAUUAUAUGCUUUCUCUACUCGCACUUAUAAGGUCGGAAAUUAUGUUUUGCCAUAUUCAUGGAACCAUACGAUAUUCUAUGAUGAAACUCAAGGCCAAAUGCCUUAUGUAGUGGAAAGACUGUAUGCUAAUGGGAUAGACUGUUCUUUUGAUGCUGACAAGCAAGAAAUAAAAUUUACUGUAUCAGCUUCUAUUACUAAAGGUUAUGGUGAUGAAUGUUUUGAAGGAUUUAUUUUAAGCGAGGAUGGUAAAUAUUGCAGUGAUAUUGAUGAAUGUGAACCUAAUAACCCCUGCUCACAAAUUUGCAGCAAUUUUCUAGGUGGUUUUUCUUGUCUUUGCGUGAAUGGUUUUGCGUUAGACGUAGAUGGGGAAACUUGCAAUGAUGUGAAUGAAUGUGACCUCAACACAGCACGUUGCUCCUCAACCGAAGAAUGCAUCAAUAUAAUCGGUUCUUACAAAUGCUUGGUAAUGUGCAGAGAAGGAUAUGAAAGAAGUGCAGAUGAGCAAUACUGUUUAGAUGUAGAUGAAUGUAGUAGAAAUCUCCACAAAUGCAGCCAAAUCUGCAUUAAUAAUAUAGGAAGUUACAGUUGCAGCUGUGAGAAUGGCUAUUAUCUUCUAAAUGGUGUAGACUGUAUAGAUAUAGAUGAAUGUACUUUAAAUGCUUCAUGUAUGCAUAUUUGCAUGAAUAUACCUGGAAGUUUCCUUUGUUCUUGCUAUGCAGGCUAUGAAUUGCAAAGUGGAAGUAACUGUAUUGAUAUAGAUGAAUGUUAUCAUGGUAUUUAUAAUUGCCCUGAAGAUCAAGAAUGCAGGAAUAUUGAUGGAGGCUAUGAAUGCAUUGAUACAUGUUUAUCAGGCUUUUUCAGGGCGGUAAUUGGUUCCUGCUUAGAUAUUGAUGAAUGUCAUGAGAGAUUAGCAGCAUGCCACUUUACACAAGUUUGUAUCAAUACAUAUGGUAGCUAUCACUGUUCCUGUCUCAGAGGUUAUUAUUCUGCUGGACCUGGCAAACCAUGCCAAGAUAUAAAUGAAUGUUUACAAAGACCUAGACCUUGCAGUUAUCUUUGUCGAAAUAUACCUGGAGAUUAUGAAUGCGUGUGUGCACCUGGAUUUAAAAGGUUAUCUGAUGCAAAGACAUGUGUGGGAAUUGAAUAUUUGGAUGAAUUAAAUCUUGAAGUUCAGCAUGACUUUAUCAACCCUGAAAGAAACAGGUCCAAUGGCCUUUUUUCAGAAUCAAAUGUACCAAGUAAAGAUGAAGCUAUAUCUUACUGUGAGACUGGUUUUUAUAAAGUGAAAGGAGAGUGCAAAGAUAUUGAUGAAUGUGAAGAUAAAGGAAAGUGUCAACAUCUAUGUGAAAAUACUCAAGGAAGUUAUAGCUGCAUCUGUCCAGCAGGUUAUCGUCUAGGACCUACAGGAAAGACUUGUGAAGACAUAGAUGAGUGCUUAGAGUCGAAUAUAGAAUGUGGUGCAAGUAGGAUGUGCUUUAAUAUGAGAGGUUCUUUUAAAUGCAUCGAGACUCCAUGCCCACCUGACUAUGACAGAGAUCCUUUAACUGGGUACUGUAAACUGUCAUGUGAAAAGGCUGGAACAGCUUGCCCUCCAAAUGUAAAAUAUUCUGAAAUACUGGCAUUUAAAAUGAUAGCUUUGCCAAGUGGAAUCCAAGCUUAUCAAGAUCUAAUAAGGUUAGUUGCUUAUGACCAAGAUGGUGUUCAACUACCAAACACAGUAUUCUCCAUUAUAGAAAAUGACACAGGAUUACCUUUUCGAAUACGUCUGGAAAAUGGAAAGGGCGUCCUUUAUACACAGAAAAGUAUGGAUUCAAAUACAGACUACCAAAUAAAAGUUCAAGCUGUGUCAUAUGACAUGGAAAAUCAUAUUAUACAAUAUACGACAAAGUUUUUAGUAUUUAUAUCAGUUUCUAAACAUCCAUAUUAAGAAAGGAUACUGAUAGUAUUAUUUCAAAAUUAAAUUCAUCCUUCAUUUCUUCACAAAAGGAGCCUAAAAUUUUGUUUCAUUUAAUUAAAAUUAUUUUACACUACAUUCUUAAUUUAUCUUAAAUCAAAUGUAAUUGAACUGUUGGGGACCAUUGAUAUGUAAAUACUUUUUAAUGUAUUAUGUUUUACAGAAAAUAUAUCUUUUAAAAUAUGCA
Molecule: messenger RNA, 11201 nt
Organism: Stegodyphus dumicola
Lineage: Eukaryota; Metazoa; Arthropoda; Arachnida; Araneae; Eresidae
Product: hemicentin-1-like
Biological process (GO): dendrite self-avoidance; homophilic cell-cell adhesion; synapse organization
Cellular component (GO): plasma membrane; neuronal cell body; axon
Molecular function (GO): calcium ion binding; axon guidance receptor activity; cell-cell adhesion mediator activity
Source: RefSeq, a predicted model, not a curated record